Coffea eugenioides is the source of this 2998-nucleotide messenger RNA. Its product is annotated as beta-galactosidase 6-like. The coding region runs from base 160 to 2706 and encodes 848 amino acids. The transcript is spliced from 19 exons. Gene Ontology annotation, molecular function: beta-galactosidase activity; carbohydrate binding. Lineage: Eukaryota; Viridiplantae; Streptophyta; Magnoliopsida; Gentianales; Rubiaceae. Gene Ontology annotation, cellular component: vacuole; cell wall. The record is from RefSeq and is a predicted model, not a curated record. Gene Ontology annotation, biological process: carbohydrate metabolic process.
UCCUCUUUUUUGAACCGAACAAAUGUGCAGAACUAGAUUUCCGCAAAAAAGAAUUAUUGUGCAUUGAUACUAGUGUUGUUUUAUGUAUAAUCAUGUCAAAUAAAAGCAUUAUUUAUACGAGGUUUGAGUUCAUUGACUGUUAGUUGCACUGAGGUGCUGAUGGGAAGAAUGAACAUGAGAACCAUAAUUACCCUCUUGGUAAUCUUGGUCGUUGAAGGCUGUUAUUGGGAAAGAGGGGUUUCAACAACUGUAACUUAUGAUCAUAAGGCAUUGGUUAUUGAUGGAAAGAGGAGGAUUUUGCAGUCAGGCUCCAUACAUUAUCCACGAGCUACACCUGAUAUGUGGCCAGGCAUUAUUAGCAAGGCGAAAGAAGGAGGAUUGGAUGUGAUCGAGAGUUACGUUUUCUGGAAUUAUCAUGAACCUGUUCGAGGGCAGUAUUACUUUGAGGGCAGAUUUGAUCUUGUAAGGUUCGUGAAGACGGUGCACGAAGCUGGCCUUUAUGUCCAUUUGAGAAUUGGCCCCUACGCAUGUGCUGAAUGGAAUUACGGGGGAUUCCCUGUUUGGUUGCAUUUUAUUCCUGGAAUUAAAUUUCGAACUUCGAAUGAACUUUUCAAGAGGGAAAUGAAGCGUUUCCUGAAAAAAGUAGUCAACUUAAUGAAGGAUGAGAAUCUAUUUGCAUCUCAAGGCGGUCCAAUCAUUCUUGCACAGGUAGAGAAUGAAUACGGGAAUGUUGAGGAUGCCUAUGGAGUUGGUGGAAAGUUAUAUGUCAAAUGGGCUGCUGAAACAGCUGUUAGUCUAAAUACUACAGUCCCGUGGGUGAUGUGUGCUCAGAAAGAUGCACCCGAUCCAAUUAUAAACACAUGCAAUGGCUUUUAUUGUGAUGGAUUCACCCCAAAUUCCCCUUCCAAGCCAGCAAUGUGGACAGAAAAUUACCCUGGAUGGUUUCUUGCAUUUGGUUAUCCCAUCCCUUAUCGACCUGUUGAGGACAUUGCUUUUGCAGUAGCACGCUUUUUCGAGAAAGGUGGAACUUUUCAAAACUAUUACAUGUACUUCGGUGGCACCAACUUUGGGCGAACUGCAGGAGGUCCUUUGAUUGCAACAAGCUAUGAUUAUGAUGCUCCACUGGAUGAAUAUGGUUUUAUUAGACAGCCAAAAUGGGGACACCUGCGUGACUUGCACAUUGCAAUUAAGCAUUGUGAAGACUAUUUGGUUGAAGCAGAUCCAUCUAGAGUAUCACUUGGUAUGAACCUUGAGGCACACGUGUACUAUAAAACUUCAAACGAUUGUGCAGCCUUUCUUGCUAACUAUGACAGCAAAGGAGAUGCCAACGUCACAUUCAAGGGGAAUUCAUAUUUCCUUCCUGCUUGGUCUGUGAGCAUUCUUCCAGACUGCAAAAAUGUUGUUUUCAACACAGCAAAGGUUGUGUCCCAAAAGACCCUUGAUGAUGUUUCAUUUGUACGUAAUACGAUUACAAGGAAGUCUUCUUUGGCGUCAUCAGCAUGGGAUUGGUAUAAAGAGAGAGUGGGCAUUUGGGGCAGCAACUCAUUUACAGCAUCAGGUUUACUAGAGCAGAUAAAUACAACAAAAGAUGCGAGUGAUUUUCUAUGGUACACAACAAGUGUAAAUGUGGAUGAGAAAAUUGAACGAGAUCACAAGAAUGUAGUAGUCUUGAGUAUUGCAAGUUUGGGGCAUGCAGCACUCGUUUUCGUGAACAAGAGGCCAGUAGGAUUUGGUUAUGGUAAUCAUGAUGAUGCCAGCUUUGUGCUUAAAAAGAAAAUUAGUCUCAACCCUGGAAACAACACGUUGGAUGUAUUGAGCAUGAUUGUUGGUUUGCAGAACUAUGGACCAUGGUUUGACAUUCAAGGUGCAGGAGUUAAUUCUGUUGUUCUCAGUGGUUUGAAGAAUGCUAAGGAAAAUCUUUCUUCAAAAAGAUGGAACUAUCAGGUGGGACUCGAAGGAGAAUCCCUUGGAUUAUAUAAAGUAAAUCUUCAAAAUAGUUCACUAUGGAAAAAGGGAAAUGCUUUACCGACCAAUCAGAGCCUAAUAUGGUACAAGGCCACCUUUCUUGCUCCUGAUGGAAAAGGUCCAGUAUCCGUUGAUCUCUCCAGCAUGGGGAAGGGUCAAGCAUGGGUAAAUGGUCGGAGUAUAGGGCGAUACUGGCCUGCCUAUCACUCUCCAUCAACUGGCUGCACCGACAAUUGUGACUACAGGGGAAGCUAUAAUGCGUGGAAAUGCUUGAAGAAAUGUGGUCAACCUACUCAAACAUUGUACCAUAUACCACGCCAUUGGUUACAUGCAGGCGAGAAUAUACUCGUUCUCCACGAAGAGAUAGGAGGUGACCCUUCAAAAAUUUCUUUGGUCACACGGACUGGGCAAGAAAUCUGUGCAAGUUUGUCAGAGGCUGACCUUCCACCUUCUGAUACUUGGAACCCAAAAGUAGGAUUUUCGUCUGAAGUCCCUCAAGUUCGGCUGACCUGCGACCAAGGUUGGCACAUAGCUUCAAUUCGCUUUGCCAGCUUUGGAACUCCAGAAGGAGAUUGUGGAGCAUACAUGCAAGGGAGUUGUCAUGCCAAUGUGACUUCCAUCUAUCAACAGGCUUGCGUGGGCAAACAGCAAUGUUCAGUUCCUCUCUUUGCAGCUAACCUCAGAGACCCAUGUCCUGGGGUGCUGAAAAGGGUGGCAGUUCAAGCUCUUUGCAGUGUUUGAGACACAAAUCAAUCCUUCUCAUGAUUACUAGACUCGACUCAGAACGGACGUUUGUCUUACAAGUUACCAUUUCGCUAUUUCUUGAGCUUGUCAAAAGCAAAAACUGUGAGGAAACCAUUCCGGCUCAUGUCCAUAUUACCCUGCCGGAAAAUGGUCCCUGCCAUUUCGGUUAUACAUAAUUGCAUUUGAUCUACUUCAAAUCUUUUUAGAGUCCUGAACUUAGAAUUCGCUCCUAAGCAAGCACUUCAACAACGCGUCUAAAGGGAACACCACCAUAAUUUGAACUUUACUA